This is a messenger RNA of Nerophis ophidion (straightnose pipefish), 3178 nucleotides long. It is a transcript of the gene vangl2, whose product is annotated as VANGL planar cell polarity protein 2. The coding region runs from base 470 to 2047 and encodes 525 amino acids. The transcript has 8 exons. Gene Ontology annotation, biological process: establishment of planar polarity; multicellular organism development; Wnt signaling pathway, planar cell polarity pathway. The record is from RefSeq and is a predicted model, not a curated record. Gene Ontology annotation, cellular component: plasma membrane. NCBI's taxonomy places the organism in Eukaryota, Metazoa, Chordata, Actinopteri, Syngnathiformes, Syngnathidae.
CGCCUCUUCCGCCGAGCACGGAUGGAAUGGAAGCAAGGGGCGGGGCUUGGUUUGUAGCGGAGGCGUGGCUUCGUGGGCUUCCACGGCCGAGCUGAAAGAAAGUGGAAAGUGGGAGAAAUACCUGCAUGGACACUCUGCCAUAAGUUGCGGCCACCUCAUCUCUCCCUGCCUUGACUCUCCUACCCGUCCUCCUCUCCCGCCCCUCCUCCUCCUCCUCAUCGCUGUAGCCUAUACCCGGCCCCCCGCCCCCCAGACCCACCCUCUACCUCCUUCUCCUUUGCCCCCCUUUCCAGCCUCCAAGAUAGAUUCCCUCAGGAGCAAGGUUGACCUGCUCAAGCUGCCCUUGGCCCUCUCCACCAAGUCCAUCUCCGAGCACAAGAGCCAGCUGCGAGGCGUCGGCAAGCAGUGCGGUACGGGGGGAGGAGGAGGAGGCGGGGCCCACAAAGCCCGCUCAGCGCCAACCCGCGACAUGGAUAACGAGUCGCAGUACUCGGGAUACUCGUACAAGUCGUCGCACUCGCGCAGCUCUCGCAAACACAGGGAACGGAGAGACCGCCAUCGUUCCAAAAGCAGAGACGGGAGCAGCCGCGGAGACAAAUCAGUGACCAUCCAGACGCCUGGAGAGCCGCUACUCGAUGCAGAGUCGACCCGCGGAGAAGACAGGGAUGACAACUGGGGUGAGACCACCACGGUGGUCACGGGGACGUCAGAGCACAGCAUUUCCAAUGAAGACCUAACCCGCGUCACCAAAGACUUAGAGGAGUCGACCCCUCUGGAAUGCAAGCGCUUCGUGGGUCCGGCGCUAGGCGGCCUCUUGAGCUUCUUCGCCCUCGUCACGCCGUUGGCCUUCCUCAUUCUGCCACAGGUGCUGUGGCGUGACGCUUUGGAGCCGUGCGGCACGCCUUGUGAGGGCCUUUACGUGUCUCUGGCUUUCAAACUCCUUGUCCUGCUCAUCUCCUCCUGGGCCCUUUUCCUGCGGCCGCCUCGUGCCACCCUGCCACGUUUUUUUGUCUUCCGCUGCCUGUUGAUGGUGCUGGUAUUUCUCUUCGUGGCGUCCUACUGGCUCUUCUACGGCGUGCGUGUGCUGGAGCCCCGCGAGCGUGACUACAGGGGCAUCGUGGAAUAUGCAGCCUCGCUGGUGGACGCCCUGCUCUUCAUCCAGUACUUGGCGCUGGUGCUGCUGGAGGUCCGACACCUGCAGCCCGCUUUUUGCCUGAAGGUGGUGCGCAGCACUGAUGGAGCCAGCCGCUUCUACAACGUGGGUCACCUCAGUAUUCAGCGGGCGGCCGUCUGGGUCUUGGACCAUUACUACAACGAUUUUCCUGUCUACAACCCAGCCCUCGUCAACCUGCCCAAGUCCAUUCUGUCCAAGAAGAUGACUGGCUUCAAAGUUUAUUCUCUGGAUGAAAACCCCACCAAUAACUCCACGGGCCAAUCACGGGCUAUGAUCGCCGCCGCUGCCAGGAGGCGAGACAACUCCCACAACGAGUUUUAUUACGAGGAGGCUGAAAUGGACCGGAGGAUCCGCAAACGCAAAGCCAGGUUGGUGGUGGCGGUAGAAGAGGCCUUCACGCACAUCAAGCGUCUCCAUGAGGAGGAGGUGGCCUCCUCCCCCAAGCACCCCCGCGAAGUGAUGGACCCCCGGGAGGCGGCGCAAGCCAUCUUUGCCCCAAUGGCGCGGGCCAUGCAGAAGUACCUGAGGACCACACGCCAGCAGGCCUUUCACAGCAUGGAGAGCAUCCUCACUCACCUGCAGUUCUGCAUCACGCACAACAUGGCACCCAAGGCUUUCCUGGAGCGUUACCUCAGCCCGGGGCCCACCAUGCAGUACCAGCAGCACAACGGCAGGGGGCGGCAGUGGACCCUGGUGAGCGAGGAGCCGGUGACCUCCGCCCUGCGCCAAGGUCUCGUCUUUUCCCUGCGGCGGAUGGACUUUUCACUGGUGGUCACGGUCACGCCCCUCCCCUUCCUGCGCCUCAGCGAGGAGUUCAUCGACCCCAAGAGCCACAAGUUUGUCAUGCGGCUGCAGUCCGAGACGUCCGUGUGAAAUAUCCAACCCCCCCCUCACGUGUGGGACCAUCGACUGUCCUGCCACAUUUGAAUCAGCUCAAUGAUUGUCCACAACGCCGAUGCCUUGACUUGUUUAUUCCUGAGCUGCCAAUUCAGUUUUUAUGAGGGCACCUUUUGGGUCAUUUUGUUGUAACCACUGAACUUCAGGAGGUGGCGUGUUCUCAUCCUGCAAACUUUGUGGCCCGCUGACCACCUGGUGUUUUCUUGUCAAGUCCUCCCAGACAGAAUGUAGCGUCAUGUACUCAAGGAGACUUUCUCAGAAUGUGAUCUUCAUACUUUAACUUCUUGACAAACACAGAGUUGUAACCCCGAUGCUACUUUGCAGCUUGGUACUAACAUGAAACCUUUUCAGGGCUUUUUGUUGUCAGAAAUUCUCCUAAAAACAGUAAAAAGCAACAAUCUGACACUGCCUUGUAUAGCUUUAAUAACAAAUCACUAUGUAAUACAAAAGUUGAAUUAGUUUAUACUUUUUUUAUUUUUUUUUAAGGUUCCUAGCUCCUUUUAACCGACAACAUUUUCUGCUUCUGAAUAAGUGCUUGCAAAAUGAGUUGUUCUCUGUUUUGUAGGCUUUCCACUUUUCUUUUCAUAGCUAAUUUAUUCUGCUGUUAAUGUCACCAUGCAGAAGAUUCAUCAAUCAGAUUGACAGCCAUCGUCUUGCUCUUAGUGAAAAUGUUUUUAUGACUGGACGCUAGCUUUUUCUGUCUGCUUCAAAAAGAAAAAAACGCCAAGACUGGAAGCAGACUAGCGCCUGCUUGCCGCCACCACAGCCUUAACGAGUGUUCACGUCCAGUGAACUUUGGAAAUGUCCGUCAUGUUUCCAAGAAAACAUCAAACCCACAGGACGUAUCCAUGUUUCAAUGAAAGUAUGCACGGCGAGACUUACUUAGGGCUCUUCUUUUAUAUGAUAACUUGUGUUCUAUCAUUGUCUUUUUUAAGCCACCUAAGUUAUGAUGCAAUUUCUCUUCUGAAUGUGUUCACCUUUUUCAAGUUACCUGUACAAAACAAUGUAGAUUGGUCUCAUGUAUUUUCUUGCCUUUUGUUAACUAUCUAGCUUGUAUAGCGUGUUAGGUAUUUUUCCAUUAUUAAAAGCGUUAUUCCUUACAAAGUC